This is a messenger RNA of Ilex paraguariensis (yerba mate), 1791 nucleotides long. The record is from the annotation of a GenBank genome assembly. NCBI's taxonomy places the organism in Eukaryota, Viridiplantae, Streptophyta, Magnoliopsida, Aquifoliales, Aquifoliaceae.
AUGGGUUUUUCACCAUUGUUGCUUAUUCUAUGUUUGCUCCUAUCUUUGCCAUUUUCAUCUUCUUCACCACACAACAGUUUAACAAAAGGCUCAUCCCUGUCCGUUGAAAAACCAGAUGAAGAUGUUUUGAUUUCAGAAAACGGCAUUUUCACUUCAGGUUUUCACCCUGUUGGGGAUAAUGCAUAUUGUUUUGCAAUAUGGUUCACUGAGCUAUUGCACAAUGGGUAUAAAACCAUAGUUUGGAAGGCCAACCGAGACAAACCGGUGAAUGGCCGACGCUCAAAACUCUCCCUACUCAAAACCGGCAAUCUUGUCUUGACAGACGCUGGUGAAUUGUCUGAAUUGAAGCUUCGUAACGAUGGAAAUCUCAUUCUUCAGACUUUGGAUGGUGUAAUUCAUUGGCAGAGCUUUGAGUCACCAACAGAUACCCUUCUUCCUCAACAGCCACUCACCAAAUACACAAGGCUUAUUUCGUCUAGAAGCCAAACUAAUUACUCCUCUGGUUUCUACCAGCUCUUUUUUGAUGAUGAUAACAUCCUUCGCCUUGUUUAUAGUGGUCCUGAAAUCUCUAGUGUUUUUUGGCCUAACCCUUGGGAUAAUAGCUGGCAAGCUGGAAGGUCCACUAACAAUAACAGUAAGAUUGCAAUUCUCUAUCCCUCAGGCCAAUUCGUGUCAUCCGACUCAUUCGGGUUUUUAUCAUCAGAUUUUGGUACAGGCCCUCUUAGAAGAUUGACAAUGGAUGUUGAUGGCAACCUUCGACCAUCACUCAACCCUGCAACAUUCAUGGCAUUUGUGGAGCCAAUAGUCUCUGCACUUAUGCUCAUGAUUCCGGUAGAAGAUGUUCUUGCGGAGAAAAGUGGUUUUAUUCAACUUCGUCAUGUGGACUUUUAUGGUUUUGAUGAGGGCUAUUAUGAGAAUUACACCGUAGAGCAGUGUGAGAAGGAAUUCUUCAAUGGUAAAGGUUUCCAUCUUUGUUACCCCAAGACUUGGUUGUUUAAUGGAUUUCGCGCACUGGAUUUUAUAUCUACCAUGUAUCUAAGAGUACCUAAAACUGUCCUAGCAGCCCAUUACAAGCCUGUUCAAAACCUCAGCUGGAAUUGCUCCAGCCAAUUUAGCACACAGCUGAGCAGAACCUACAAGAAAAAGCAGGGAAACGAGUCGCUGAAGUUCAUGGUGUGGUUUGCUUGUGCCUCUGGAGGGUUUGAAUUUAUUGUCAUCGUCUGUUUUCUGUACUAUACUCGCCAACCCUCAGGUUCUGGUUACCUUCAGGUUGCAACUGGAUUCAAAAGGUUCACCUAUGCCAAGCUUAAGAAGGCGUCACGUAAUUUCAGUGAAGAGAUUGGUAGAGGUGGUGGCGGGGUUGUAUAUAAGGGUAUAUUGUCUGGCAAUCGAGUCGCAGCAAUCAAGGUUUUGAAAGAAGCAAACCAGGGAGAAGGAGAAUUCCUAGCAGAAGUAAGCACCAUUGGGAGGCUUAGCCACAUGAACUUGAUUGAGACAUGGGGGUACUGUGCUGAGGGAAAGUACAGGCUUAUGGUUUACAGGCACAUGGAUCAUGGGUCAUUGGCAGAAAAUCUAUAUUCCAAUAAACUUGAUUGGGAGAAGAGGCUUGAAAUUGCAAUUGGUACAGCAAAAGGUCUGACUUAUUUGCAUGAAGAGUUGUUGGAAUGGGUCUUACACUGUGAUGUGGAACCUCAGAACAUACGCUUGGACUCUAAUUACAAGCUUAAGGUUGCAGACUUUGGCUUGUCAAAGCUACUGAGAAGAGGUGGCAUUGACAAUUCAAAUUUCUAA